AUGGCGUCAAGCUCUACCGAAACGACUCCCUUGGUCUCGUCAAUGUCGAGCUCAAGUCGAGCGAUACCUCCCAAGCCUCAGCGAACUGUCACAUUCAACCCAACCGUCACAUCGACUAGUCCGAAACCACCGUCGCGGUCAAUCUCGCACAGCGCCUCUGCUUCCGGCCAUGGUGCCACUACCCAGGGUGGACAGCCCAUGCUUUCGACAUUGAACAGUAAGCUGCGGAGAAGGAACAGCUCCGGUGCGCCUGCCAGAAUACCUCCCGCGCCGGUGCCCAAGAUCGGUCCCCAGAGAACGACGAGGACAGCCCAGAAACUCAAGCUCCUUCCCGACCCGGCCGCGGAUGAGGCCGAAGACGAAGAGAGUGGACGCGAUGUCUAUGUGCAAUACACCAGGAUAAAGGACCCCACAGCGCGAAGGGAUGCAGCCAGACUAGGAAAGGCAGACAGGGAGCGACUACCGAGAGUGACGGCAUAUUGCACGGCCGCGUCGUACAAGCUCGAUGAAAUGAUGCGAUUUCUGAAAGGCAAGCAAAAGAUCAGAGGAGCCGCGCCGAAGCGCUUCGAUGAAUGCAUAUACUCGCCGUACAACUAUGGAUCAACAAAAGGCCCAGAAGACGUCAGCAGUACUGCUGUACUCGACGGCUUUACGGAAGAGAGGCCGAGAAGGUUCUCGGACAGCGCCAUUGAGGUGGAGCACGAGAAUGAGAGAAGGAGGCAGGAUCUCAUCGACUUGCACGAGGAUGGCGAUGCGCCAGAAAUUGUGAAUGAGCAAGCCAUUGGCCCUAGACGGCCGUCGAUCACCCACGCCGACUUGGAUCCGCAAAUGGACGCGCCAGAUUUCGAUACACGCGUGCAUACUCCGGAAGUGUUCUUGUUCGAGUAUGGCACUGUUGUCAUCUGGGGUAUGACGUUGCAAGAAGAAAAGAAGUUCUUGAAGGAAAUAGCCAAGUUCGAAGUUGACAAGCUCGGCAAAGACGAGAUCGAGACGGAAGAAUUCAACUUCUACUACACACGCGAGUAUCAGGCCCGGAUAUACAACGACUUCAUUAGUCUACGCGACAAGAAGAACUACAUGAUCAAGCUGGCCAUCAGCCACGGCCUUUCGCAGAGUGUCAAGACAUCGCUUUUUGAGGAUCUAGUAGACAACACUAUCGAUGAGACAAAAGACAUCCCGGCCGAAAUCGCCAGCUCUGGCAAGAUCAACCUGAACAAAAAGCAAAUCAACAUGCAGAUAGGAGAGCUCUUCAUCCUCCGUAUCAGUAUACAUCUGCAAGGAUCGGUUCUGGACGCGCCAGAGCUCAUGUGGGCUGAGCCACAGCUAGACCCUGUGUACCAAGCUGUGAGAAGCUAUCUGGAAAUGGAUCAGAGAGUCAGUCUUUUGACCGAAAGAUUGAACGUCAUUGGAGACUUGCUUGCUGUUCUCAAGGACCAAUUGACUGUGACGCACGGCGAAUUGCUUGAGUGGAUCGUCAUUAUUCUUAUUUUUGCUGAGGUGCUGGUGGCUGCUAUUAACAUUUUUGUCGACUUGCACGCAGCGGACUAA
Molecule: messenger RNA, 1548 nt
Organism: Alternaria arborescens
Lineage: Eukaryota; Fungi; Ascomycota; Dothideomycetes; Pleosporales; Pleosporaceae
Exons: 2
Coding region: 1-1548 (515 amino acids)
Source: RefSeq, a predicted model, not a curated record